Molecule: messenger RNA, 393 nt
Organism: Mycotypha africana
Lineage: Eukaryota; Fungi; Mucoromycota; Mucoromycetes; Mucorales; Mycotyphaceae
Exons: 1
Coding region: 1-393 (130 amino acids)
Source: RefSeq, a predicted model, not a curated record
AUGCCAAUGGAACGACUCAAGUCAGCAGAUUUCACAGAGAAUGAGAUGGAUCAAUUUUUCCGUCCUGUUACCGUCGACGCCGGCCGUAGAGAUGUUUAUAUCUCAUACCACGGUGAUCAACGACUUCGCAAACUCUCUACAAAGGAAUAUUAUCAUAUCUCUGGCUUUCCUGGAAGGUCUAAAUUGGAGGAUCAACGCAAGCAAAGGGACGGAGUUAAAGAGCUCGAAACAAACAUACCGACCACAAAAACUGCUGAUAUCAUGGCUUAUCGCAAUCAUGUUGGGUAUAUGCGCCAACUUAUAGAUCAGUUCUACAGCUUCUACGAUUACAGAACGGCGGAAAUCAAUUGGAAAAACUUUCGUAGCUCUCAGUUGCAAAAGAUACUGCUGUGA